GUCUUGGUUGUCUACGUUGCAUUUCGGUGAAUGCGCUCAAACGCGUGCACCGCAAGGUAGCUGAUAUACAUACACCCAUGGUUCUGCUCAUUUGUCACACUAUAUAAAGAUCUUGUUCAUACCCCGUGCUCUCAACCUACAACCGCCGCGACCAUGUCCACCCGCGGGCAGUUCAACACCAAGAACCCGACUAUCAAGCGGAUAUUAAAGGAAGCUUCAGAACUCUCUACGUCGCCCUCCUCAGACUACCAUGCCGAACCUCUGGAAACCAACCUCUUCGAGUGGCACUUUACGAUCCGCGGCCCGCCCGAGCCAUCGCCCUAUGCCGGCGGCAUUUACCACGGUCGCAUAGUCCUCCCAUCCACGUAUCCUCUCCGCCCGCCGUCUUUCCGCUUUCUCACACCCACUGGACGCUUCGAAGUCAAUCGCGAAAUCUGUCUAAGCAUAUCAGGCCAUCACGAAGAGACAUGGCAGCCGGCAUGGGGCGUGCGCACAGCUCUUGUCGCGAUAAGAAGCUUCAUGGACACAGACGCGAAGGGGCAGCUCGGCGGCAUCGAAUGCAGUAGAGACGCACGUGAGCGCAUGGCCAAAGACAGCGGGGCAUGGAAAUGCGCCGGCUGUGCCAAGAGCAACGCCGAGAUCAUGCAAGAGAGGGAGGAGCUUGUCAAGGAGAUCGAGGAGAAGGAGGGCAAGAGGAAGGACGAGCAAGUUCCCGAAGAGUUGAGACUAGCUUAUCGCGACGAGCUGGGCAAGGAAGGUGAAGAGGACAAGAAGGUGGAUAAGGGUAAGCAGCGGGCAGUAGAGAGUUCUGCUGAAGCCGCAUUGUCUGCAUCGCCCUCAGAACCUGCGCCUGCAGCUCCAGUUACAGUCCUAUCGCGACCAGCUCCUCCAGUGCCCAUAGUGAGACCUACAAGGACAACAACCGCCCCGCCGCCUCAACAGGUUGCCCAACGCAGUCCCGACCUGGCUUGGAUCGACACUUGUAUCUACGGAGUAGUGGUCGCGCUACUGUUCAUGGUGCUCAAGAGGUUCGUAUAAGCAAGCUAUCCUGGAUAUACGGUCCUGUCGGAACAUCCAUUGUAGGACGGACGCAGUAAGAUUUGCGCAAGUGUACUGGGUCGUGAUCGUCUUCCUAGUCUACGCA
Alternaria alternata is the source of this 1144-nucleotide messenger RNA. RefSeq names its product UBC-like protein. Bases 154 to 1038 code for a protein of 294 amino acids. Lineage: Eukaryota; Fungi; Ascomycota; Dothideomycetes; Pleosporales; Pleosporaceae. The record is from RefSeq and is a predicted model, not a curated record. The transcript has 2 exons.